Molecule: messenger RNA, 4013 nt
Organism: Cylicocyclus nassatus
Lineage: Eukaryota; Metazoa; Nematoda; Chromadorea; Rhabditida; Strongylidae
Source: the annotation of a GenBank genome assembly
AUGCAUCUGAUAGAAGUGUUGCUGUCUGAUUUUCGGCAGCGGCAAACUUGUAUAAACAAUAGUUUUGACCAGUGUUAUGCGGUGGCAAGUAACCGCAUGAUCCUGCUUCGCCUACAACAAUUGAUAUUACUCGUGUUCGUUACAUACACUAUAGCUCUGGCGACUGUGUGGAGCAAAGUUUCGCGUGUUUUCAAAAUUACUCGAAAAUCGGAAUCCAGUCUGGAUAGUGACGCACUCGGUCUUAUAUCGGACAACACCAAGACGAAUCGUAACAUCUUCAGGGCUAUAGCAUCUUCUGCACAAAGCAUGCUAUCCGGCAGAUCGAGCUAUGAUUACCGCCUUGCGUUGGAAGAUGAUGUCAACGAUAUGAAAGAAUUUGGAACAGGUGCUGGGCGCCGAUUUCACUUGAGUGGUUUGGCAGACUGGAUAGAAGCACCGAGAGAUGCUGCGAAUUUACCACAAAUUAUUCAAGCCACCCGAUCGCAAGAUCCAUGCGAAAAAGAGUACGCAUUUGGUGAAAUGUUGAAGGUAGUAGAACGACUAGAUCCUCUUGCAAACGUGGCUCUUGUGGACUCUGCGCUGUCUUGCGUAGUCGACUGGAUCAAAGAACGUCCAAUGAUUGAGCGACAUGUGUCGAUGGUUUUGGACCCUUUGCCACUGCUCGUUGACUAUGCGAGCAGGCAUGAAAUUUUGCGCAGGCAUGUGGAUCCAAUGAUAGCUUACCUUGUUAGGGAGCUCAGCUAUCCUGCUGUGACAAGCAAUCGAGCCGUUUUCGGCGUUGGAGUACUUUUGGAACGAGGACUAAUCCCUCAAGAUGCCCUCCGCAACCAGAUCAUACCGAUUCUGUUCGACCUCAUUGAGUCUAAAGGUGAUGAUCCUGGCAUGGAGGAUCGACGUGUGGAAAUUGCCGCGGUGCUGUGCCGUGUCAUUUCAUCCGGAAUGAUUACCGAUAAGCGAUGGCUUUUCGAUAACUUCAUCGCCGACUACAGCCGAUUCCUCGAACACCACGUGGUCCACAUUCGAAAAGCUGCGGUAGGCGUUCUAGCAGACCUGUCUCGAAUAUUUGGUCAGAAAUUUACAGAACUGUUCAUCAUUCCGCACCUCUCCUACCUGUGUCUGGAUGCAAACUGGGGUGUACGAAAAGCAGUUUGUGAAGUCUUCGUAGAAGUUGCACGACAUACAUCUCCAUCAGUACGUCGUCAACAACUAGCACAAUCAUUUGUGAAGCUUCUACAUGAUCCGUCACGAUGGGUCUGGUACACAGCUUUUCAAGAACUGGGCCCAUUCAUUGCCACAUUUGCGGAUUCAAAGUUAUCCGGAUUGAAAAUCGAGGACGGACAGGUGUGUGAAACAGAUGGUCGUGAUCCGGAGAAUGUCAUAUCUGAUAUGAUCGAGUUUGAAAAGCUCCCAGCCGGAUGUUAUAUGCCGGAGAAAGAAACUGAAGAAGAGGAAGCAGAUGAUAGUGGACAAGAAUCAGAUCCUGGGGACGAGUCUGGACAAUUGAUUGAUGGACUACAGCACAUGCUCGACACAUGGACAGCUGGCCGGAAGAGAUCAUCUACUCGAAGCGCACCGCCAAGUGUCAUUGAGGGUGAGCCAUCAAGUUCUGGUGAACAAGUGAGUAUAGCAGCUAAAUGCAAUUCAUCAGAUGACCUAUCGAAGAUUGGCCUUGAUGACACUGAGUAUAACGAAGAUGACGACAUGGACCUGCUAGACACAACCCUGAACGAUCUUGGUUUGGAUGAUAGCAGUAGCAGUGGAGAACAAGAAAGUCCAGUGAAGUCCAAAGAGAGCACUUCUGAGACUGCUCCCGCGGAGUUUUCACCCUUGACUUACUGGUCGGAUCCAUACGAUACGUUUGCUGUCGAUGAUGAAGAGCUUGUAGCGUUUGGCUCUUCCAAAUCGAUCCCCAAUUCGCGUUCGUUUUUGGAACGGCGUUUCGAUGUGCUCUAUGUAUCCCCGGACCAAACCGUACAGUCGCCUGUGGCAAGCCCUCGGCGAACACCUCGGAAUAGCGAGUCGGAAAGAAAGAACUCUGGAGGAGAUGAUGCCUCGCCGAGAUCUCGUAAAAGCUCUCGGAGUACGACUUGUAACGCGGAGGAUUCCGAUAUAAUUGCGGACUGCAGGGGCGAAGAUACCGAUGAACAGGAAGAACCAAUUGAGGAAGAUCCCGUGCAGAAAAUUGUCCCACAAGAGCUGGUCGACAACUUUAUGGGCAUGGUCCUCCCCGGCGGAAUGAUGGAUUCGGACAUCAAUAGGCAUUGCGCUCAUAACUUCCCAGCAGUAGCGUACACUCUGGGAAGAGCAAACUGGCCUCAAUUGCGUGACACAUACAAUAAACUCGCCACUGACGACCAGCUGAGAGUACGCGUUUCGAUCGCUAAUUCUAUUCAUGAAAUGGCGGCUAUUGUCGGCGCUCGACACACAGACGAUGAUCUUCUUCCCGUUUUCCAUGCGUACAGAGAGGACGCAUUUGAAGUGCGAGUCGGGCUGUUGAAGCAUCUUUUCGAGUUCUAUCGGUGUUUAUCUCCCGAAACACGGAAAGGUAUGAUCGACGCAUUGCCGCAAUUUAUGCCAAUGGACAACUCGAUGUUGAAUGGAAAUUGGCGGUAUCGGCACGAAUUUGCUAGGCAAUGCAAUAAGCUUUGUGAGAUGUACGGUAUAGAAGAGAUCAAUCGGACAAUGAGUGCCAUAGCACUUACCUUAGCUAACGAUCGAGUGUCUGAGGUACGAAAAGAGGCUGUACAUCUGCUUUCUCAAAUUCUUGCUCGACUUGUCGAUCACGAGUGGUCGAAUGUCACCAGCAAACAGGAGUCCAACGUAGAUGGUCCAUCUGGUGCAACAUUGACUGAACUAUUCGUGCACGAUUUAGUCAGCGGCUUCGCAAAUACGCAGAAAUGGACGCGGCGACAAACGUUUGCCUACGUCUGCGAACGUGUACUCAUCGAUCAUGCGCUGUCAAUGGAACAGUUCCGAUACUUCCUUCUUCCUCAUCUAAUAGCUAUGGCUGAUGACAGUGUCAUCAACGUUCGACUAGCUGUAUGCCGGGCUCUGUCACUUUGCGACUCUUCGAUCCAGUCGGAAGCUAUCGCUAGCGAUUCGAGAGGCGAAACUCCCCUGACAGUGAAAACCGUCUUGGAACGUUUGUCACAAGAUUCGGACAUGGAUGUGGCCCGUGCAGCAAGACAGGCAAUGGGCCAAACCGUUGGUAGCGAGACUGUUGACAUUACCAUGCGAGGAUUCCGCAUUCGGGAAAAAGAAAACUCACUUCUCGACACCCAUAUCAUUGAUAACUAUGAAGAAGACGACAUGAGCUUAUGUUCUGAUUAUGCGACUAGUGAACCGUCGAUUCGUUCCACGCAAUUAGCGCUACACGAGUAGAGGAUAGUUUUUGAUGUGUUGUUCAUAUAUUGUGUCGUUCACUCUCACUUCCCACUUAGGCAGGAUUGCGAUUUGCUCAAUUUUCGCAUUGUUAAAUCAGAAAAUGAGUCUCGUAAGUAGGUGUUUUGUGUGUGUGUAUGGAGUAGCGCCUGGAGCGCAGUCGCAGCUAUAAUGUUUUGGACCAAGUCAAUGUCAGUUAUCGGCGAUUCUUUACGAUCAGUUACUGUUCUAUCUAUGUGCUAUCUAUAGGAUUUUUCUAACUUAAUUUCACUAUUCCAAAGUUCAAUCACUUUCACUCCCAUCAAGCGAUUCUCUUACUUCACUUUUACAGUUUGCCAUCUCGCUUUCUAUGUAAAUUAUACUCUCCUCUUACACAAGUUCUUUCCGUAAAUCUCUCUCUAACUUCUCGUAAUCUCUCUGUUAGUAGGCUAUUUUCUCUUGAUUCAAUAAGCAGAUAAGGUCCUCAUAUGUGCUGCUGUAUGUGUUUUUCGAUAUGAUCAAUGAGUAGAAUUCGAUAACACUUUGAUUAUAUUGUUCGUUUGUGUGAACCAAUGUCCUUAUCUGCGUACAAAUCUUCGGUGUAUCGUACAAAAAUUUCGAUUGAGUACAUGCCGAGAAUAAAAUAAAAAUUA